Molecule: messenger RNA, 795 nt
Organism: Eruca vesicaria subsp. sativa (arugula)
Lineage: Eukaryota; Viridiplantae; Streptophyta; Magnoliopsida; Brassicales; Brassicaceae
Source: the annotation of a GenBank genome assembly
AUGGAGAUUGCUAAAUCAAACAUGAAUGGCCAUCAAAAUGUCAUCGUGAUGCGCCACGGUGAUAGACUCGACCAUUGCCAGCCACUCUGGGUUUCAACCGCUGAGAGACCGUGGGAUCCUCCGCUCGUUCACGACGGUAAGGUUCGAGCCUUUCAAACCGGUCAAAGAAUCCGAUCUCAAGUUGGGUUUCCUAUUCACCGUGUCAUUGUUUCUCCAUUCCUCCGCUGCAUCCAGACCGCUGCUGAAGUCAUCGCUGGUCUCUCAGCCGUUGAUCUCGAUCACAACGCUAUGUCUUCUAAAGACAUGCCUUCCAUCGAUAACUCUAAGUUCAAGGUAGUUAUUGAAUUUGGAUUGUGUGAGAUGCUGAACACAACGGCUAUUAAGAGUGAGGUUGCUCCCGAAGAUGGGAAGUUUGAAUUCAAGAUUUCAGAUCUACAAGCUAUGUUUCCUGAGGGAACAUUUGACAUUAAUGUCGAUAUGGCUUAUAAAGAGUUGCCACAAUGGGGAGAAUCUGCGGAAGGCUUUAGAGAACGAUAUGUUAAUACAUUGAAGGUUCUUGCAGACAAGUAUCCUUCUGAUAAUUUGUUAUUAGUCACUCAUUGGGCAGGAGUCGGUACUAUACUUAACAAAUACUUCAAAGAUGCAACUAAGUACAUAGUAACCUACUGCGGUUCAGUUGAACUGAGAAGGCAGGUUUUGAAAAAUAAUGAAUCUGAGGAAUUUGAGGUGGUUACUAGUCAUGGUGUAGCUUUCAAGGACAACAAAGUCCCAAUCCAUGGUGUUAUUUUUACCUAA